AUGCUCGCUGGCUCGACGACGCCGGCGGGCGACCUCGCCUGCCGCGCCGCGACGUCGCUCGCGGUGCGCGCCAGGGCGACACGCACGUUCGCGCGGCACGCGUCGACGUCGCACGCGACGCGGAACGGAGGCUUCGCCGCGGGCCCGGUGCGCCGACACUCCAAAUUCUGGGGCGAGCGCUGUUCGCCCGCGUGGAGGCGAUCUAUGUCCGUGAGGAGCGCGGUUGCGUUCCCGGACGACGCGGUGGAGAGCGCGGACAGCGACGAGGAGAACGACGACAAGCCCCCGAAGAUCUUGCGGUUCAACGGCGACAAGAUCUCGCUGCACAAGACCAACGGAAACGGCAACGGCAGACGCGCGGCGUCCGGCGUGUACGAGCUCGACGUGGACGCCGACGACAAGCGCGCGGCAUCGUCCGCGACAGACGACGACAAGCCGUCCAACCUCGCGGGACUGAUCGACGAGGUCGCCAUCGUCGAGGACGCCGCCGAGGCGAGGCGAGUGCUGAAGAUCUUGAUGGCCAACACCGGGGACGCGGACCGACCGGUGUACCACGCCGUGGACACCGAGGUGUCGCACAUCGACGUGAGCGAGCAGUGCCCGGUGGGCCACGGCCGCGUCACCUGCUUCUCCGUGUACUGCGGACCGGAUGUGGACUUUGGAGCCAGCCAGUCGGGGGGAAACGGCUCGAAGAACUCGAGAAAGAACGGAUCAACGGGGCCCGCGGGCGGGAAGCCCAAGACGCUGCUGUGGGUGGACACCAUGUCCCUCGGUGACGAGGGUUGGAAGAUCUUCAAGCCCUACUUCGAGUCUCCGGACGUGAAGAAGGUGUGGCACAACUACGGAUUCGACAGGCACGUCAUCGAGAACCACGGGGUGAAGCUGGCUGGAUUCGCCGCGGACACCAUGCACAUGGCGAGGCUGUGGAACAGCAACCGCAAGCUCGAGGGCGGGUACUCGCUCGAGGCGCUGUCGUCCGAUCCCAAGGUGAUGUCGGACGCGGGGGAGAUGUACUCCGAGGCUGGCGAGGAGCUGAUCCGCAGCAAGCGCGGGAUGAAGAAGAUCUUCGGAAAGGCAAAGCUCAAGAAGGACGGAACGCCGGGUAAGACGGUGAUCCUGCCGCCGAUCGACGAGAUCCAGACCGAUCCCGAGCAGAGGGAGACGUGGAUCGAGUACUCCGCCUUGGACGCGCAGGCGACGUGGUUCCUGCGCGAGUCUCUCGAGGCUAAGCUCAGAGGCAUCGACUGCGAGGCGUGUCCGGUGCUGUCGAAGAAGCCGACGUUUCGUCGAUGCUCCAACCUCUGGGAUUUUUACGUGCACUACCUCAGGGAGUUUGGCGAGGUGCUGACGGACAUGGAGAGCAACGGCAUGUACGUCGACAAGGCGCACUUGGCCGACGCGGAGAAACGUGCGCUUGAAGACAAGAAGGUGGCGGAGGACUACUUCAGGGCGUGGGCCACGGGUAAGUGCCCCGCGGCGGAGCACAUGAACGUCGGUUCCGGCAUCCAGGUCCGGCAGCUCCUCUUCGCCGGAGCCCCCAACAAGAGGCGGGAUAAGCCCGGCGUGGAGAAGACGCGCGAGUUCGCGAUGGUGUCGAAGGAGUGGACCGAGUGGGACGAGAACGGGCGGGAGGGUAAGGCGCCGAAGAAGGCUGCCAAGUUUGAGCUUCACGGCAUCACCAAGCGGAACUUGCAGCCGCCGGUGUACACCACCACCGGCUUACCCGCGGUGUCCUCGGUGGUUCUCAGGGCGCUCGCGGGCAAGCCGGGCGCCGCGCGCGAGCUCGUGGACAACUGGGACGCCCUCGCCGAUGAUCAGAAGAAGGACGAGGCGCUGGCGAAGAAGUGCGGCAGCGCGUUCCUGGCCUUUGGCGGCGGCUUUGACGGCGUCGAGGCGUGUGCCGCCAUCGAUGCCCUGAACGACGUCGCCGCCAUCGACACCCUCCUCUCCAACUUUAUUAUUCCGCUGCAGAGCGAUAACCUCCGCGGAUUCAACGGCCGGGUGCACGCGGCGCUCAACAUCAACACCGAGACUGGCCGACUCUCCGCGCGCAGGCCGUCCCUCCAGAACCAGCCCGCGCUGGAAAAGGACCGCUACGGCAUUCGAAAGGCUUUCAGCGCCGAGCCCGGGAACAUCCUCAUCGUCGCCGAUUACGGCCAGCUGGAGCUUCGUCUGCUCGCGCACAUGGCCGGGUGCGUCUCCAUGCGAGAGGCGUUUGAGGCUGGAGGCGAUUUCCACAGCAGGACCGCGAUGGGAAUGUACAAGGAGAUCAGGGAGGCGAUGGAGCAAGGGAAGUGUCUGCUGGAGUACGGUGACAUCGACGACGACGCGGGCGGCGAGAAGCCGGCGCUGGUGAAGGACAUGUUCGCGUCCGAGAGGAGAAAGGCAAAGGUGCUCAACUUUUCAAUCGCGUACGGUAAGACGGCGCACGGACUGGCGAAGGACUUUGGCGUCAGCACCAGGGAGGCUGAGGAGACCGUGGACCUGUGGUACAGCGACAGGCCGGAGGUGCGGGAGUGGCAGGCUGUGCAGCACAAAAAAGCGGCGGAGAAGGGCAAGGUGAACACGCUCUUGGGCCGACACAGGAACCUGCCCGAGGCGUCGAGCAGCGAUGAGAUGCGACGGGGGCACGCGUUGCGCGCCAGCAUCAACACCCCGAUCCAGGGCGGCGCCGCGGACAUCGCCAUGCUCGCGAUGAUUCAGAUCCACCGGUGCCCGAGGCUGAGGGAGCUCGGUUUCAAGCUUCUGAUGCAGAUACACGACGAGGUGAUUCUUGAGGGACCCGAGGAGCACAGAGACGAGGCGCUGGCGCUGGUCAAGCUGCACAUGGAGAAACCGUUCAACGACCACGAGAACCUGUGCGACGUGGAACUCUCCGUGGACGGCGACUACGCCAAGACCUGGUUCGAGGCCAAGUGA
Molecule: messenger RNA, 2919 nt
Organism: Micromonas commoda
Lineage: Eukaryota; Viridiplantae; Chlorophyta; Mamiellophyceae; Mamiellales; Mamiellaceae
Exons: 2
Coding region: 1-2919 (972 amino acids)
Biological process (GO): double-strand break repair; DNA-templated DNA replication
Molecular function (GO): DNA binding; 3'-5' exonuclease activity; DNA-directed DNA polymerase activity
Source: RefSeq, a predicted model, not a curated record